UCUGUACUAUUUGACAAGGAACUGGAUAGAUAGAUAGUUGUUCCCGAGUAUAGGAACAAUUGUUCCAGAGUAUAGGAACACCUGUACAUAAGUUGAACUGAAAGGCGUUUGAUUAGGAAGUCAAAUACUAUCCCACAAUACUUCGAUUCACACGCUGUUACAACGCUCUUACAACAGGGUGGUAUGUAGGGCUCGAGUGAACAAAUUCAAUACUCAGUCAGGUUGGAAUCCGACGUGAGUGUGGGGAGACGUGAAUACCCCGGAUAGGAAGACACCCACGUACAGGAAAACUUUAAUUAAUAAUGAACAUAUAAUAAGUGCAGCCAAUUAAAGGAUACAAGUUGAUGGUUAAACAAGUCAGUCUGAGUAUUUCGGGUACAAAAUCGGACGGUCAAAAUGAAAAGCUGGACAUUCCAAUACAGGAACUCGGAAAUAGCCCGAGCUCAGAACAAACGAGAAGAGAGACUACUGAACCUAGAGAUUGAUAGCAGGCGUGGCAUUAAAGACGAACACAAAUACUGGAUGAAGAAUUAUCAACACGAACAACGAUUGGUGGAGAGAGAGCUCGAGAGGAUUAGACAUGGAAUGAAAAAGAAACCCCUGUUACCCACGGCGUCAGGGAAUGUUGGGAAUUUGACGCUAAAUGGUUACAGUCACGUGACCCCACGCGGUCGGAACAGUCGGCUAGAGAACCUGAUGGCUAAUGUGAAAUAUGCCAAUGAAAAUGUGACCCCGUAUGACAGAGACAGUUGGAACGUUAGAGGCAUUGUACCUGUUGAAAACGAGCGGCACCCCCUGUACGAAUCGAGUGACACAAUAGCCGACCACUCAGGGAGCCCUCGCGUGAGCGCAGUGCUGACGAUAGAGGCCUAUCCAGGUUUGGCAUUAUUAUCACCUCGGGAGAGCGACCGGCAGGAUAUUACAGAACGUGUGGUCAGAUCACCUCGUAAUAUUGACCCAAACCUGAAAGAAGGCCACAACACGACGGACCCCCCCUGCCAAGCUGAACAGGAAAGUUUGGAUGAUUUAGACCCAAGGGAGAAAUCAAUAGAGAGGAAUAUUAGUGGCAGCGAAGGUGAUUUACAAAGCGUCCUUCUUGAACCAGAUAUAAGAAGCAGGCGUCGAUCUCACAGGGCAUCUCUUGAUCUUACUCAGCUUGCUUCUGUGGAUAUGAAGUCAGUGAAAUCUAACGUUUCUAGGCGCCUGUCGGAAGAUCCGCAACGGAGAGAAGUUACGUCAAAUAAGACGUCACGAGACGUCAAGACAGAUGAGCCGGAUAAAGUCCAGAUACAGGAAGAGGACCAGAAAGCCAAGGAUGUGGCACGGAGGGCUUCCCGACCCAGGGGGCCUGCAGUGGAUGCCCAUAAGAAGCCGAUGGACUUGGAUCCCGAACAUUACAACCCUGAUGGUUCUCUGAGGAGAAUACACGCCAUGCCCUCCUCUGAUAAGACAUGGGAAGAAGCUAAGAAGGCAAGGUACAUCCGAUCCAAGGAGGCAACAGAACGAGAGAGGGAACUAUCCGUGGAAGAAAUCUUUGGGAAAAGAAAAUAGAAAAAAUGGAUAUAUCAUCAUCAUCUUUUUCACCGAAACUCUCCUGGAUUAUCUCGACUCAUCACGAUUCAUCAUGGCCAGUUUUCUGGACGACAUCAAUGUGUUAAGUGCUAUGCACCUGUCUGAAUGGACUCAAGGAAUGUGUCAAAUCUUUAGUACUUCUAUUACUUUAGACCGUUCGAUGUGAUGACGAAUGAUGACCAUACGUCAUGGUCACAGGGAUAGCGGACAUAUGUUCUAUUGCAGUUGGUGAUGUAUACUUUCUACAGUGACCGUUGGUACUUUGAGGUCCACUGUAAUCACAUUAUUGGCAUUACUAAAAUACGUAUUGUUAUAUUUAUUUAUUUCAGUCAUAAACGUUCCCGACAAACAGUAUUACAUAGGGUAACACUGAAACCUGGGACAAUGUACUUGUAUACUAUUUAACUGCUAAUAUAGAAUACAUAGUGAGUGACGUUUUUUGUUGAUAAUUGUCUGUAAUUACUUCACAUAUGACCCAUGUAGUUAUUUAGAUGUAUUGUUUCAUGUCCAACCUGUGGUGUUAGCAGCUUGUUUCUUGACAGGCACACGGAGAAAUAGCAUUAAAUUAAUGACCUGUCA
Haliotis rubra (blacklip abalone) is the source of this 2151-nucleotide messenger RNA. RefSeq lists its product as uncharacterized. The transcript is spliced from 2 exons. The coding region runs from base 397 to 1551 and encodes 384 amino acids. The record is from RefSeq and is a predicted model, not a curated record. Lineage: Eukaryota; Metazoa; Mollusca; Gastropoda; Lepetellida; Haliotidae.